AUGUCAAAACCUAAGACCUUUCAAGAGGCGGUUGAACUUGUCACCCUUGCUGAAAAGGAUAGUUAUGUCCCAGAUGCCUCUAAUAAGAUAUUGAAGAGGAAAGCUGUCAAUGUUAACGAGUCCAARAAAAUUCGAGUUUCGGAAGAAAAUAUUAGAACUUCGACCGCAUGUGUCACUUGCGGAAAAUUCCACCAUGGUGAAUGUAUGUAUGGUAAAAGAGUAUGUUUUAGUUGUGGGCAACCUGGUCAUAUGUCAAAGGAAUGCAAAACAAGAUUUACUUGUUACUCAUGUGGGGCUGUCGGACAUCGCUCCAAUGAGUGUCCCAAAAAGGAUCUUGUGCAACCGAAGUUGCUUGAAAGACCGAACGGCAAGAAACCCGAGGUGCCUAAAACCAAGGGACGAGUCUUUCAGAUGACCGCUGAGGAGGCAUAG
Molecule: messenger RNA, 432 nt
Organism: Cynara cardunculus var. scolymus (artichoke)
Lineage: Eukaryota; Viridiplantae; Streptophyta; Magnoliopsida; Asterales; Asteraceae
Product: zinc finger protein GIS2-like
Exons: 1
Coding region: 1-432 (143 amino acids)
Molecular function (GO): nucleic acid binding; zinc ion binding
Source: RefSeq, a predicted model, not a curated record